AUGAGCGACAAAGAACCGGCGAGAAUCCUCAGUAUUGACAUGGGCAUUCGAAAUUUAGCAUUUGCUCACUUGCUAGUUCCUCCACGCCAGGCUGGGGUGUUGAGCUCUCCUAUUUUAAAUGCGUGGUGUCGCUUAUCUGUUUCUUCGCUUGCAUCGAAUUCAGUUUUGGACUUUCACAUGGGUGAGGAAAUGAAACCUAAAGGCAAGAUCGCUAAAGGGAGCAAAACGAAAGCACUCAACAUACUUGGCGCUGGACAGUACGAUAGAAUUGUGUUGCAAAACGAGCAGGAGAAAGAAUCCUUUGCUCCCAAACUCUACGCCGCACAUGCAUACACCCUCAUGUCAUCUCUUCUCGCAACAUAUAAACCAACACACAUCCUUAUUGAAAGGCAGCGGUUUAGAUCUGGUGGAGGUAGUGCGGUCCAGGAAUGGACCAUUCGAGUCGGCGUUUUCGAAGGAAUGCUUUACGCAGUUCUUCGUGCAAUACAACAGGAGCGGAAAGGCGACGUAGCCAACAUUGUCAUCCAAGGCGUGGAACCUCAACGGAUAAUGAAAUACUGGAUGGGUGAUGAAGAAGAUCUCUCCCCGGAACCGAAAGCCAAAAGGACAGCGGCCCCAUCAACGAAACAUAUAUCCCAAUCGAUGUCUCCGAAUAGGCGCAAGCAAAUCAAAAUAGAUCUCAUUGGCAGACUGCUCUCCUCGUGUACUGGAUCACACGUCAGCGGCACACAGCCAGCCAACUUGGGUGACCAUAUUAGUAUACAGUUCAGCACCGACCGUCAGGUGAAUGAGGUAGUCAAUGCCUACUUAAAGAAAUGGGGAAAGAAAACGAGAAAAGCAAGUAUUAUGAAAAAGGGGGGCUUUAUCAUUCCAAUUUCUUCUUCUUCUUCUUCUUCUUCUUCUUCUUCUUCUUCUUCUUCUAAUAUGCCCCCCCACACUGGAGCGGAUGGCUCUCAAACACUUGAAAUUGGAAAACUUGACGACCUCGCUGAUUGCUUGUUACAAGCUAUGACAUGGUUAGAGUGGCAGAAUACACGGCAAACAAUCUCUCGUUACGGGCUUGAAGCAGUCUCAUCAAAGGUAGGAGGUUGA
Messenger RNA from Histoplasma mississippiense, 1092 nucleotides. RefSeq lists its product with no specific name. The record is from RefSeq and is a predicted model, not a curated record. Gene Ontology annotation, molecular function: flap-structured DNA binding; DNA endonuclease activity; Y-form DNA binding. The transcript has a single exon. Gene Ontology annotation, cellular component: mitochondrion. Bases 1 to 1092 code for a protein of 363 amino acids. Lineage: Eukaryota; Fungi; Ascomycota; Eurotiomycetes; Onygenales; Ajellomycetaceae.